Molecule: messenger RNA, 438 nt
Organism: Penicillium coprophilum
Lineage: Eukaryota; Fungi; Ascomycota; Eurotiomycetes; Eurotiales; Aspergillaceae
Exons: 1
Coding region: 1-438 (145 amino acids)
Source: RefSeq, a predicted model, not a curated record
AUGGGAAACAAAGUCUCAGCCAUUGACUCCCGAGUCAUAAAGAAAAGAAAACAGCGCGUUAUGAUUCGAGGAAUGUUCAAUUAUCCAAACGGACGAAACAUUCGGGAGGAACACCAUCCGACUGGAGCCAAUCAAUGGGUGACUGUCUUCUUCAACUGGGCUGAUCACAAGUACAACGACGAAGAGUUGAUGGAUCUUGUAGUGGCUCGCAUCACUGCCAGGAACGGUAUCAUCUCAUCCGAACCCGUCCAUCACGACGUCAAAUGGUGCCUCUCCCUCCGUGUUCCAGAAUACUGGAAGCCUAGCGAUGUGUCAAUUGCCGCCGCCGCCAAGGUCAUUGCACAAUGGUAUCAAAGUGAAAUGCGCCAUGCAGGUGUGAAGAUCAACCGAAGAUAUCUUUUUCGUGACUACAAUCGAAAGAGACGUCUUGUUCAUUAG